Molecule: messenger RNA, 1758 nt
Organism: Ctenocephalides felis (cat flea)
Lineage: Eukaryota; Metazoa; Arthropoda; Insecta; Siphonaptera; Pulicidae
Product: sialin
Exons: 13
Coding region: 81-1601 (506 amino acids)
Biological process (GO): monoatomic anion transport; transmembrane transport
Cellular component (GO): plasma membrane
Molecular function (GO): transmembrane transporter activity
Source: RefSeq, a predicted model, not a curated record
AUUAAAAUUUUAUUGAUUUAUAUCUGUUAAUUAACUGUGAUAUAGUAAUAAGUGUUAGCAAAUAAUCAUCAGAUUAGACAAUGGCGUUGUCGGAAGGUGCUUUAGCCAAAAGGCUAUCAAAUAUGUUGACAUGCCGUCAAGUUCUGAAUAUAAUGGUUAUUCUUGGCUUCAUGUUGAAUUAUGCUCUACGGGUCAACUUAACAAUUGCCAUAGUGGCCAUGGUGAAACCGAUUCUGCACUCUGAUGCAAACAGCACAUCUUUGGAUAUUGGAAACACCACGACGAUUGAUGGAUUAAUAACGGAAGAGCCUGAAGUUACGGAUAAUAGAUUUGAAUGGGACGCCUAUCAACAAAAUUAUAUUUUAGGAUGCUUUUUCUGGGGAUACAUUUUAACGGAACUACCUGGUGGACGAUUAGCUGAGAUAAUUGGAGGACACAGAGUUUUUGGCCAUAGUAUGCUAUGGGCUAGCGUUUUAACCCUUUUGACACCCUUUGCUGCAAAGUGGAAUUAUUUGGCUGUGAUAAUAGUUAGAGUUUUGUUAGGAUUCAUGUUAGGUGCAAGUUGGCCUGCAAUUCAUCCAAUGACUGCAAAAUGGAUUCCACCUUUGGAUAGAUCUAAAUUCAUUGCUAACAUGAUGGCAUCGUCUUUGGGUGCCGCCAUAACUAUGCCAAUUUGUGGUUACUUGAUUUCAUAUCUUGGAUGGGAAAGCGUUUUCUACUUCACAGGAGUCAUCGGCCUGUUAUGGUCAACUUUAUGGUUCAUGGUAGUAUUCGACUCCCCUGCUCAACAUCCGAGAAUUUCUGCAGAAGAACGUGAUUUUAUCGAAAAAUCUAUAGGGGCUGCUGCUACAAAACGCAGACCAUCCCGGGUUCCAUGGGGCUCCAUUUUCACAUCUGGCCCCGUCUGGGCAAUUAUAAUUACCCAUGGAUGCUCUGUUUUUGGGUACUUCACCGUUGUCAAUCAAUUGCCGAGUUACAUGAAGUACAUUUUGAAGUUUAAUAUUAAAGAGAAUGGGCUUUUGUCAAGUUUGCCCUAUUUGGGCAAGUACGCGAUGGCAAUAUGCAGUUCUUAUUUAGCCGAUCAUUUGCGUCGUACUGGUAGUUUGACCACCACAGGUGCCAGGAAAAUCUUCACCACGUUUGCUGUGUUGACACCAGGAAUUAUGAUGCUUGCACAAGCCUUCUUGGGAUACCAAGCGGCUUGGUCGGUUGCAAUUUUCACGAUCGCUUUGACCCUAAACGGCGCGGUUACCGCAGGUUACUUGGGAAAUGGACUCGAUAUCGCGCCUAACUUUUCAGGAACCAUAUUCGGAAUGGCAAAUACCCUAUCAUCUUUAGGAGGUUUCCUAUCCGCCUUCAUGGUUGGAUCUCUUACUUAUGAAAAUCAAACCUACGGCCAGUGGCAAAUCGUAUUCUUCAUCCUGGCAGGAACAUAUGCUUUCGGAGCAUUGAUAUAUCUACUUUUCGGAUCAGGAGAAUUACAAUCCUGGAAUGAUCCUGAUUGUUGCAAAAAUCUCAACGAUGCACAAGCUCAACAUCUUCAAGAAGCUUUACCAUUACAAAAGAAGCAAACGAUAACUCGCGAAAUUGAAACAGCGUGAAGAAAUCCAGAACAGAAAUUAAAUAGAUAAAGUUGCUGCCGAUUGUGAGUAAUCUAGUUUGAUUAUGGAAACUUUAAGGUAAAAACAAUAAUAGGCAGUGGGUGCAUUAAGACAUGCAGAAAAUAAUUUCUGUACAAAGUUAUUUUUAAUAGGGAAG